Molecule: messenger RNA, 5605 nt
Organism: Epinephelus fuscoguttatus (brown-marbled grouper)
Lineage: Eukaryota; Metazoa; Chordata; Actinopteri; Perciformes; Serranidae
Gene: capn1
Product: calpain 1
Exons: 22
Coding region: 624-2741 (705 amino acids)
Biological process (GO): proteolysis
Cellular component (GO): cytoplasm
Molecular function (GO): calcium ion binding; calcium-dependent cysteine-type endopeptidase activity
Source: RefSeq, a predicted model, not a curated record
AUAGACCAGGGGCUGAGACAGCAAGCAGGGCGUUUCUGAAUAAUACGCGUCGGUGGAGAGCAGGGGAGGGGUUGAACCUUCACUGAACAUGGAAGGAAAGCCAAGUUGCGUAUUGAAUGUCUAAAUAACUGCCUUUUUAAAGGAACCACCCGACAAGGGAUUGAGCUGCUGGUGGGACAAGGAAGGACUGCACUCGUGUUGGUAUCUGGACUAAAAAAUAGCAACAACCUGUGACUGGUGCUCAUUGGGACAAAAUCUGCCAUCACUGUGAAGAGGACACCCCUUUCCAGACAGAGCCUGUAAAACAUUCUGAGCCCCUAUACUUUUACUGGUUACUGCAUUUGAAGCAUCCCACAGCAGAACCACAAGUACCGCCUGGUCAAUAUUUAACGACUGCUUAAUGGUCGCUGAUGUUUCAUUCUGAUUCGUGAUUGAGCCUUGAAGCCAUUACCACCUUAUAUCAGAUAUACAUCAGCACUGCCGCAGCUCUUCGCAUCAGAACUGUAGCUACAACAGGUCACAGCUGUCCCAUUAAUUAUUGACACAUCCUAUUGUAGUGCCACACAUACAAACAUCCAACAGAGACUGACAGCUGACCCUACAGUUUACUCCACAAGCUGAGGAUGGAGGCGCCCAUUUAUGCCUCAGGCAUGGCCUAUAAGCUGAGGAGCCAGUGGGAUCGUGAUGAUGGUCUGGGACAGAAUCAUAAGGCUGUGAAGUUUCUGGGUCAGGACUAUGAGAGUCUGAAAGCCCAGUCCCUCCAGAGCAGGAGGUUGUUUGAGGAUAGUUACUUCACCUGUUCCGCAUCGUCUCUAGGAUUCAACGAGCUCGGCCCGAGAUCUUCCAAGACUGCUGGAGUCCGCUGGAUGAGGCCCACGGAGUUCUGCAAGCGUCCCGAGUUCAUCGUAGAUGGAGCGACUCGCACUGACAUCUGUCAGGGGGCUCUGGGGGACUGCUGGCUGCUGGCAGCCAUCGCCUCGCUGACAUUAAACGACAACCUCCUCCACAGGGUGGUUCCUCACGGACAGAGCUUCGGACAGGGAUAUGCCGGCAUCUUUCACUUUCAGUUCUGGCAGUUUGGCGAGUGGGUGGAGGUUGUGAUCGAUGACCGGCUGCCAGUGAAGGAUGGAAAGCUGCUGUUCGUCCACUCAGCAGAGGGAACUGAGUUCUGGAGCGCUCUGCUGGAAAAGGCCUACGCUAAGUUGAACGGCUGUUAUGAGGCCCUGUCAGGGGGCAGCACGUCCGAGGGCUUUGAGGACUUUACAGGCGGCGUGACGGAGAUGUACGAGCUGAGGAAAGCACCCGCCGACCUCUUCAGCAUCAUCAGCAGGGCCGUAGACAGAGGAUCACUGCUGGGCUGCUCCAUUGACAUCACCAACUCAAUGGACAUGGAGGCCGUCACAUUCAAGAAGCUGGUGAAGGGACACGCCUACUCUGUGACUGGUGUGGAGGAGGUGGUGUACAGAGGAAGUCCGACCAAACUGGUUCGCAUCAGGAACCCCUGGGGGGAAGUGGAGUGGACUGGACCCUGGAGCGACAACUCCAGAGAGUGGGACAGUGUGGAUCGCUCCGUCAGAAGUCGGCUACAAAACCGCAGCGAGGACGGUGAAUUCUGGAUGUCGUUCAAAGACUUCUUGCGCGAGUUCACUCGUCUGGAGCUCUGCAACCUGACAGCUGACGCCCUGCAGAACAGCCAGCUGAAGAAAUGGAGCUCUUCGCUGUAUCAGGGCGAGUGGAGGAGGGGCAGCACUGCUGGAGGCUGCAGGAACUACCCAGCAACCUUUUGGCUCAAUCCUCAGUUCAAGAUUGCCCUGCAGCACCCGGAUACCCCUGGCAAAUCAGAAUGCAGCUUCCUGGUCGGCCUCAUGCAGAAGGACCGCAGGAAGAAACGGAGGGAGGGCGAAGACAUGGAGACCAUCGGGUUUGCCGUCUAUGAGAUUCCAAGAGAGUUUAAAGGCCAGUCAGGAGUCCACCUGAAGCGUGACUUUUUCCUCACCCACGCCUCCAGCGCUCGCUCAGAGCUCUUCAUCAACCUGAGGGAGGUCAGCUCGCGGUUGCGACUGCCGGCCGGAGAAUACAUCAUUGUCCCCUCUACCUUUGAGCCGCACAAAGAGGCCGACUUUGUCCUCAGAGUUUUCUCUGAGAAGCCAGCUGACUCAGAGGAGCUUGAUGAUAACGUCGAAGCAAAACUUCCAACAGAGACUGAGCUAGAUGAGAGCCAGAUCGACGCCAGCUUCAAGAAUCUCUUCAGACAGCUGGCCGGGCCGGACAUGGAGAUCAGCAUCUCAGAGCUGCAAACCAUAUUGAACAGGAUCAUCAGCAAACAUAAAGACCUGAAGACGGACGGCUUCUCAAAAGAAGCUUGUCGCAGUAUGAUAAGCCUCAUGGACACGGACGGCAGCGGCAAGCUUGGCCUGACAGAGUUCCAUGUCCUCUGGGAAAAGAUUAAACGAUACCUGACCAUAUUCAGGCAGUUUGACUUGGACAAAUCGGGCACCAUGAGCUCCUAUGAGAUGAGAAUGGCUCUUGAAUCUGCAGGUUUCAAGCUGACAAACCAACUGUUCCAGCUGAUCAUCCUGCGCUACACAGAGGCCGACAUGUCUGUUGACUUUGACAACUUUGUCACCUGUCUGGUCCGACUGGAGACCAUGUUCAAAACCUUCCAGACCAUGGACACAGAUAAAGAUGGUUUAAUGUCCCUCAACUUCACUCAGUGGAUCACCCUGACCAUGUUUGCCUAGAGAUGAGUGGACUACUCUGUAAAUGUUGCACUGCAUCCUGCUGCAGCUCCAGGCCCAGUAUGUGUUGUUUCAGAAGUGCCUUUUCCUCCACCUGUUCUUCCUCUCGCUGCUGAGGUCCUACGAAGCUUAAAGACUGUAAAUUCAUCUUUACAGUGCCUACAUUGGAAAAAUGUGCCAAUUCCUUUAUUUGCCACCUGUUUUGCCAACAGAAGGAAGCUCACGUUUUUGAGCCUGGCCGUCAACUCUGCAGUAGCACUGACUGUGAGCAAGAACGGUUUUAGCUGAACAUUUAUUGGAUGCAGAGGACGGACAUAAACAUAUUGGCUAAAUUUCAGCUGGUGGAGACAAAAAAUUUGUAUUGAUUUGUAGCUUGUUUGUUUGGAAAAAAAGGCAUCUAGACAUAUGUUUUCUUACAAGUUACCUCCUUAGUGUAGGUUUAGAGAAAGUGGAAGAAGUAGAAGUAAAUUUCUAAAUUAAAUAUUCAAAUAAAUUGAUAGUAGGCCUGUCACUAUUUACGACUUUGGUUGGAUGAUACUUUGUCCCAGAAAUAAUUGCGAUAAACGAUAUUAUUGUCAUUUGAGACCAUUUCAUGCCACUUAUAUAAAUAGCAUAAUAACACAAGUACGGUGUUUCAAAAAGAAACAAACAUUUCUUGCUAAAAUAUUAGCAUAUUUUGUAAAAAAGUAAUUCACACCUGGUAAUAUAUACAAGAAAGUAUAUAGAAUUGUAAUACCAUUAUUGGAGUAGUCCAGAAUUACUCAGUUUUAGACUAAAUUUGGCCAACAAAAACAAAACAAACGAUUAGCGAAGCUCUGCAAGCACUUCGCAGUUAUCUCCAUAAUCUGGGCCAGUGUGCUGCAGUCUGCUCCCGGGGAUGGACGGCCUGCGAGCCAGGUGGUUUGUUUUUGGAUUUCAGGAAAUGGAGGAUGAAGUUGUUGAAUAGUAAAACCUCAAACGACGAAAUGUUUAGCAUGUUGCCAUGAGUUGCCAAGCUAACGACUAUCAGGACUGUGCAUGUUUUUCUCCAAAAGUGCAGCUGCAGGCUAGCGGUAAGCUACACUGUGUCAUCUUUUAAGUGUUUUAUUUUUCUUCAAGCAUGCGGCAGUUAGGAGACAAAAAAAGGCGAAACCCUGCAGUUUAUUCUGGCAUCAUGUUAUGUAAACAAACAUGCAUGUAAACACAGGUGAUAUGUCCAAUGUCCAUAUAUUGUAGGAUAUGUUGACAACGUAAUUGUAGUGACAGGCCUAAUUUAUAUAAUUGACUAAUAAACACUACAUAAAAUGAUAUGUCUUGAUGCCACAUUUGUUGGCUACUUUUAGCAGGAUUUAGCUUAGCAUAUUUUAAGCGGAAUUCCUGAGCUGGAUUUUUCAACUUGAAAAUGAAAACCAUUUUCCUUUCACCUAAAAUGUAUUGUUAGGUUGUCUAUAUUGGCAGCUGGCAUCAGCCAAGCUGGGCUAUUUUGAAAAGGUGUUUUUAGCUGUCCACAUUUGCUGAAACUCAACCAAUAUGUUUAGGUUUGCUCCAUUUUAUCAGUCGGCGAGUUUUGCCCUUUUAAAACAAAUUAAGUCAAUUAGUGGUUUGGUUUUAAUUGUGUUUUUUGGGGGGGUUAGCUAUCAACAAUUACUUAUUAAUAAAAUGAGCUCUAGAUUGUUUGAGAUACUCCUGCAUUUCUACUCUUUUUGACAGAUUUUUGAUUAAAUCAUUUAAUGUGAAAACAAUCUAGUGGUCAGUCCACUAAGAGUUAAUGUGAGGACAAUCUUCAAAACCCUCCUCUCAGAGCUUAUUUUUUAUCAAAGAUAUUUGACGAUGAGCCUGCUGUCAGUUAUCACAAUCUCCGUGCCAGCGAUAUGGAGAGCUGCUGAGUGUGCCAGCUUGUUCUUCAGCUUACUCUUUAACACCACACAUUCAGCACAUAUGAAUGUGAGGAUUAUUUUUCUCUGCUCUGCCUUUGUAGCAACAUUGCCGGCCGGGCAUUUUGUGUUUACAUCUUGUGCCAAACUUUGCUUUCACCUCAGCAUCAAGAAUCUGCUCAUGACGCUUUACUGGGCACUGCAGUGCAGAGACAAUGGUGGUUUGUUGUAUCAUAGAGAAUGUGUUGGGUUUUAUUUCUUUAAAAGUAAUUCUGUUUAGCUUUUAGACAGAUGUAAUAUGCAUGGCACUUUUUACUGAAUGUUUUGGAAAAUAUGGAAAAAAAUUUAUAUUAUGGUUGGAACUGGAUGUCACAGUGGUUUAAAAAAGGGAUGCGUCAGCCUUGUUUAAUCUUGCCUUUCAACGGGAACAAGAACACAUCAAUACUUUAGGUGAAGGUAAACUAUUAUGCAAGAUGGACAGAUAUGUUGGGUGCAUGCAUGUGUGACAUGUGAUAUGUCGUCUGCCUGCCUAAUUUCUUUUUAACCAGGGGAGCAAGUGUUUUAUUUUAAAGAACUGUAUGGCAAAAUAAUGUGUCACAUUUGGGUGGGGGUGGGGGGGUGGGGGGGGGACUUGAAAGUGUUUAGGUAUGGAAGAAAUACGUGUAAAGUGUUAUCAUUUUCUUAUCAAGCAAAGAGUUUCAAGUGUUACAAAUACCCAAAAUGUUUGUUCUGCCAAUUAUUUCUUGUCUUUCUAUAAAUGUCAAGAGCUGAUUUUGAAACAUUUCAAAAAGUGACAGCCAAACCCUUAAAUUUAUACGAUACUCCGACAAUGCCAGCAUUCAUCUUUCAGUCUUUCAGUUUUAGCAGCGUAAUGCUUAUGUAACGUUAUCUAAUGUUUACAGUGGUAGCAUUCUGGGUCCCUUUGGACCCAUUCGUCAUGCAAUACAUUGGUUUACUGUGUAGCGUCUCUGUAAAACUUCAAUACACACUUUGAAAAUAAACAUUGGGAUUUCA